UCAUACAAAAACUAUUUUUUAGGGAAUCGACUGUAGACCACAAGAGCAUCUGAGGCGAAGCCGAAGAUGACUCUUGUAGUACAUAUGACAAUACCAAAAAUUUUGGUAUUGUCAUAGUUUCGAAAAAUACCUAAGUACAGUACGCAAAACGUUUACGCUUUCAACUGAAACGAUACUGCCAAAUAUGAAUUCGCUUAGCAAUACUGUAUUUGAGAAAGCUCCCACAAUGUUGGUAUGUACGUAUGUAAGCAUGUAAAUUUUGGGAUAUAACGUCUUUGUGGGUCUCAUUAAACUGUUUUGCUUUAUGACGUAUUCUGGUGCGAAAGUCGGGAAUUAUUACAAAACUUUUGAAAUAUUUAAUGAUGUGAUUGUAAUAGUGUUAUCUUGGUGUAAAUCGACUACGCACACGGAUUCCAGCUCAUUAAACUUAUACUCGAAUAUUUACUGGCAUGGAUAAAAAUGGUGCAACAGCCAUGGUGGACCCGGAACCCAAAUCUCGCAGACGCCAAAGUAGUGCGGCGCAAGGCAAAAGAGAGCGCGCGCACAAAACUUCCGAUUCACAUCCUGCGGCGGCUUGGGAUGGCACUAAAGCCGAAGAUGUUGACCAGAAAAUCAGAGAGACUACAGAUACAGAAAUCAAAAAGCAGCCCGAUACAAAAGAAGAAGCGUCUUCCCCUGAGUCUACCAUAAUAAUUGGCCCUUUUCAAGUUGACCCUACUCGUUUACUGGGUGAAGGUUCAUAUGCCUCUGUAUGCGUUGCAAAACACCUGGAGGAUGGGAAAACGUAUGCAUGCAAAAUCAUCAAUGAGAAAAAAAAUAUGGGCAAUUUCGUCGAUCGUUUUUUGCCGCGUGAGUUGAAGUUAAUCCGCAAAUUCAACAGUGAGCGGGUGACAUGUGUGCACGGAAUAUUUAAAACGCACAAUUUAUUCUACAUAGUCAUGGACCACUGCGAAAAUGGUGACCUUUUGCGGUACCUCCAGCGUCGAGGACGCGCACUGGAAGAAGAGGAAACGCGCGAAAAGAGUCUGCAAAUUCUUAUGGGAAUUCGAUAUCUCCAUGAGGAACAACAAAUUGCUCACCGUGAUCUUAAGUGCGAAAACAUUCUCAUUGAUUCGAGCUCGAAGCUGAAACUAGGUGACUUUGGUUUUGCCCGAAGUGUACUGCCCCUCGCAGAUUCUAGCGAAAUGGAUCAGAAUGAAAUACGGGAAAUACGUGAAUUUAUGCGCAGCGAAGUUGGCACCCUAAGCUGCCUUAAAGCGCCUACCCGCUCGCGACGGGCAUCUGAGAAAGCUGCUCUUUCAAACGAAAUUGCGAGACUUAACGAUAAAGCUCCCGCUGUGUCCAGCUCCGGAACAACUAGCACCACGUCAACACAACGAUCGCCAAAAGGAACCGCGGUGUCCGGGCAGCACCCGGUUGCGUCUAGUACGUUCUGCGGGUCUGUCGCUUACGCUGCGCCGGAGGUUUUGUCGCGCAAGAGUUACGAUCCUAAAAAGUACGACAUGUGGUCAACCGGGGUGAUCAUCUUUAUCAUGGCUUGCUUUUUCAUGCCGUUUGAUGAUUCUGAUCAAGCGAAGAUGGUACGCAGGCAAAUGGCAAAGAAAUGGCGGUACCCGCAAGAUGCACAAAUAUCCGAACCGCUAAAAGAAUUCCUUGAAGGAAUGAUGGAACCGAACCCGAAAGAUCGUCACUCCAUCAGCGAUGCGUUACGCCACAAAUGGUUAAGACGGCAAUAUCGUGAAGUGUUACUGGAGGAACAAAAGAACGAGCAGUCCAGGGCAUGAUUUCAGUGUACUUGAGUCGACACGGUACGGAAUUAAUGCAGUUCUACAGUAGUGUCUGGCACUAAGUGCUAUUUGCGCUCUGCUUGUGAUAUUUCUGUAACAUUAUGCAUGCAGUCGAAUAAAAGAAUUAAAUUUUCG
This is a messenger RNA of Paramacrobiotus metropolitanus, 1922 nucleotides long. Its product is annotated as testis-specific serine/threonine-protein kinase 1-like. Lineage: Eukaryota; Metazoa; Tardigrada; Eutardigrada; Parachela; Macrobiotidae. Gene Ontology annotation, biological process: autophagosome organization; protein autophosphorylation; autophagy. Gene Ontology annotation, cellular component: cytoplasm; autophagosome. Gene Ontology annotation, molecular function: protein serine/threonine kinase activity; ATP binding. The record is from RefSeq and is a predicted model, not a curated record. Bases 450 to 1784 code for a protein of 444 amino acids. The transcript is spliced from 3 exons.